AUGGACGCUGGCGGUCUUGCUCACUUGACACACAAUUCUUUGAAUGGUGGCUCUCUCGGUGUUCCUGGUACUGGCUUUGCUUCUCGUGGAAAAGGGUCUCAUAUCAAGCGUUUGAGCGUUCCCCCUCAAAUCUCGACAAUAGAUGAAACGACACCAUCUACCGCCGCCGCUACUCCCCGGACAAGUCGCUCCCAUCUUCUCGCUGGGUUGAGGACUGCUCCGAAGUCUGCAACUAUUCCAUCUCACCACCAGCAUCCUCAGGGCCGUGGCCGAGCCGGUCUAGAAGGCAGUCGCUAUGCUGUCUCUAACCGAGGUGGCGAGCGAGUCCCUCAGACUGCUAUUGGCGCCAACUUUUCGCAUAACUCGUACGGGUUGGAUCCACACAACACAAAUAUGGGACUGAAUACGAAUCGCCCUAUGUACUCUCUUCCGGAACAGGUUUUAGCGCCCCCCGCUAUCGAUCUUGGGGAUGGUGAAGGAAUGGAUGAGAAGUUGUAUGCGGAACUGAUGUCUACCAAUCUGUUCCUCGCUGCCCAGCAGCAACGUCUUCAACAACAGCUUCUCAGUGUUACUGCUGCGGCUCAACAGUUUCAGAACUUGAGUCUCGGCGGAGGAACGCCACUCAAUCAACAAUUCCAGCAGCAGCAGCAACAAUCGUACGUUCCAGGAAUGAGUUUGUACCAGCAACAAUUGCAGCAAGGCAUGCAGCCCGUUGUUCAACCUGUCCUGGGCCAACCUGGUCUGUAUUCAGUGUACAAUCCAAUGACCGGACAACAAAGCUUUGUUUAUGACAACAACGCCACUUUUCCACUGGAUGAGGAUUCACUUCCAUCGUAUCAAGAAUCAUUGCAGUCACCCACUGGUAACCCCCCACCACCUUUCCACGCCGAAGUUUCUCCUCCCGCAGAGCUCAAACGGUCUCCGGCCCACAGUUCUCCCCGCUCUGUAUCCCCUAAAAAUGCCACUCCCUCUCCACCUCUGGAUGUUGCACCACUUCCGCCACCUUCUGCCAAUGCUUUUCGACGCGGUAGUCAUAAGAAGACUCCCUCUUUUGCCCCUGGUUUGAGGACAAACACCGACGUUGCACGCACAGGUGGCGGCCCAGGGCCACGAUCUGCUGGGUUUCCACAGACCCCCAUGACCGGUACUUUUGGACCUGGUCAGGGACGUGCUGGUGAACAUCCUACUCGCCAGCCUCGUGGUCCUCCAUCUCUUGAGGAACUUGUCGCUAAGCCUACUUCCAAGUACGAGGGUAGCAAGAAUUUCGCUACUCGUCAACGGCGCCGUGCCGUCCAUAAUUUGGUCCGUGCAGGGAUUGAGCGACGUGGAGAGUCGAGGAGUAACCCUGGUAGUGGUGGCAGCAACACUCCGGCCAGUGAGACUGAGUUUAUUUUCUCUGUCUCUGAUGAAGACGAUAGUAGUCGUGGAAGCGGCAGUCUUUCUAGCAAGCCUAGUCUCGGCAGCCUUCGUGCUUUCGCUAAUGGUGCCAUUGGAUCUGAAAUGAAAGGAAAGGAUCGUUCGCGCGAGCGAAAUCAACCCGAGAAUCUGUACAUACACCCGACUGCUACCGCUAGCGACGAAGCAUUCUCGAGUAUGAUGUCUCCCAUGGACCCACCUUCUACUGCUGCUAUUGUUGCUGGUCAUCGAUCUGUUUCCCAGAAUACCGAGCGGCGAAAGACCCCUAUGCUGGUGCUCUCCAGUGCUGAGAAGCGCAAGAGCCCGAUUGUCUAA
Molecule: messenger RNA, 1731 nt
Organism: Talaromyces proteolyticus
Lineage: Eukaryota; Fungi; Ascomycota; Eurotiomycetes; Eurotiales; Trichocomaceae
Exons: 1
Coding region: 1-1731 (576 amino acids)
Source: RefSeq, a predicted model, not a curated record